Molecule: messenger RNA, 707 nt
Organism: Nyctereutes procyonoides (raccoon dog)
Lineage: Eukaryota; Metazoa; Chordata; Mammalia; Carnivora; Canidae
Gene: CRYBA4
Product: crystallin beta A4
Exons: 5
Coding region: 1-591 (196 amino acids)
Biological process (GO): lens development in camera-type eye; visual perception
Molecular function (GO): structural constituent of eye lens
Source: RefSeq, a predicted model, not a curated record
AUGACCCUGCAGUGCACCAAGUCCGCAGGACACUGGAAGAUUGUGGUUUGGGAUGAGGAGGGUUUCCAGGGCCGGAGGCAUGAGUUUACUGCAGAGUGCCCCAGUGUGCUGGAGCUUGGCUUUGAGACUGUGCGAUCUUUGAAAGUGCUGAGUGGAGCGUGGGUAGGCUUUGAGCAUGCUGGCUUCCAAGGGCAGCAGUACGUGCUGGAGCGGGGCGAGUACCCGUCCUGGGAUGCCUGGAGUGGAAACACAGCCUACCCCGCCGACAGGCUCACCUCCUUCCGACCGGUGGCUUGUGCUAACCACCGUGACUCGAGGCUGACCAUCUUCGAGCAAGAGAACUUUCUGGGCAGGAAAGGCGAGCUGAGUGACGACUACCCCUCCCUCCAGGCCAUGGGCUGGGAUGGCAAUGAAGUGGGCUCCUUCCACGUCCACUCGGGGGCCUGGGUUUGCUCCCAGUUCCCUGGCUACCGAGGCUUUCAGUACGUGCUGGAGUGUGAUCACCACUCAGGUGACUACAAGCAUUUCCGAGAGUGGGGCUCUCAUGCCCAGACCUUCCAGGUGCAGAGCGUCCGCAGGAUCCAGCAGUGAGCAGGCGGCCUGGCGGCGGCGGAGACAAGGAGAAGCAGACGUGUGCUUGUCUGGACGGAGGACCUGUGGCGGUUCUUCUGUGCACCCUCCUCUGCCUCCCCCUGCGGCCCCUGUGA